AUAUAUAUAUAUAUAUAUAUAUAUAUAUAUAUAUAUAUACAUACAUACAAACAUACAUACAUACAUACAUAUAUACAUAUAUAUAUAUAUAUAUGGGAGAAUGUACGAAAAAACAACAACAGACGAGGACAGGUGGUGUAAACAACAAAAGGAUGUACUAGUAUGACGCUCGGGAAUACGGAAAGUCUUUAACGUUUCGAGCUACGCUUUUCAACAGAAAGAAUACGGAUACAAGGAGAAAAACACGGAGAAAAAAAACUGAAUAGUGUUCGGUCAACGGUCAAUCAUAGCUAUAUAUAUAUAUAUAUAUACACACACACUGAUUAUUGAGAGAGACAGACACAGGAAGACAAACGGACUCAUACACAUUAAAGAUUAAACGGAUAUUUAAAAAUAAGUGGCGAUGGCUCUUGCCCCUUCGUACCAAUAUUUUCCAAGAACAUUUUCUCCAAAGGUUCUAAUUCACAGCAAGGAACCUUGCACGAAUAUAAAGUCUCAACAUUUCAGCUCUUUGGGGUCUUUUCCGUCAUUUCAGAUUCUGAAAAGUUUAGCUGAAACUUCUAGGAUUACAGCAUUAGAAGCAGCUUUGGAAACGACAAAAUUUCCAACACCGGUACCCAUAACAACGACAGCACAACUGACCGCAAAAACAACAGAAGCAACAACAACGACUGAGUCGCCGACAUCACCCCUAUUAAGUCCAUCUCUAUUAUUAUCACCAACAACAGUGAAAACAAAAAUAACAACAAGCACAACUGCAGCAACUUCGAGGACCUCGACAGCGACGACUUACCUGAAAACUGCAACAAUAUAUACAAUAACAACUGCAACUGCAGCAACCACUACUACCACAACAACAACAAACACAAAAACAGCAGCAACGAUAUCCUCUUCAUCAUCAGUAUCAGCCUCAUCAUCACCACCAGCACUAUCAUCCACUGUAACUUCUUCAUUGAUACCAAAAACAAUACCAAAACAAGCGACAAUAUCACCGACAUCGUCAAUGCCGGUAAAAAUGACACAAACAUCAGACCAGAAUAUCUCAAAUUCAGCUGAAAGAGAUAAGCAAAAGACUUAUUGUCAUGCUUCUGCAGAUAUAUUACAACCAGUGGUACUCCAAGACAAACAAUCGGAGGCGUAUUUCGGUGCAUUUUCAGCAUUUGGCAAAGCAGACGAUAAGCAAACAUCACACAACGGUUUACUCAUCUCUCAGAUUGAUGCAUCUUUUAAAUGUCUUUACUGUUGCGGUGGUCCCUCAGCUCCAACUGGCAUCAACAAGUGUCAAAAUGACGAUAUGGUGAUGCUUGAGGUAGCUAAAUCGAAUAUACUUGAGAAACACCUCCUCUCGAAUCGGAAUCAUUCUUGGUUUGGAGGAGAUAGAAGAUAUGGACAUGAACAAACUAAUGGCGUCUAUUACCCGACCGAAUGGUGUGAUAACAUGUUGCUAAAACAUCAUCCUGUUAUGGAUUUCACACCUUGCGUCCAAUUUAAAGAUGAACCGCAUCUGGUAGAGAAUAGUUCGCCAUUAACAUUGUCAUUAUCCUCUUCACCGUGCUCUGCAACUUCAUUAACAGCAGCAUCCUCAACAUCAACCUCAUCGUUAUCGUUGUCAUUGUCACCACCAUUACCCCUACCACUAUCACUACCUCCCCUACCAGCUUCGUCGUUAUCGCCACCAUCGUUUUUAUUACCGAGAUCGGCAGCAUUUCCCCCUUCAUCUUCCUUAACACCAUCUCCAUCACCAUCAUCACUAUCCCCAUCAUCCUCAACAGCAGCAGCUUUGUUUACCACGACGUUUUCAUCGUCACCAACUUCGUUGUUAUCAUCGUCACCAUCAUCGUUUUCAUCUUCAUUUUCAUUAUCAUCGUCGUCUGUGUCAUCGUCUUCGUUGCCAUACACCGGUUACCAUUUUCAUCAUAGCCAACAAGACGAUCACGAUCCGACAGAAUCAAAUACACAACCUCAGAUUGCCCCAUCUGCCCAUCUACCAAGAAUUCUCUCAGUUCCGCUGACAACAGGUAUUCGAGACAAUCCGCCAUCCUCGCAGAUAUCGUUACAGCCACCUCUGCAUCUAUCUUCUUUUCAAUAUCAGCCACCAUCUCCACCUGCACAUCCACAACCAUCAUUACCACCACAAUUACAGAUACCACUUUCACCAUCUCCAUCAUCACAACCAUCCAACACAACAACAAUAAAAACAUCAUCAUUAUCACAAUAUCGUCCGCCCCAGGCUCCUGCGCCACCGCCAUCAUCAAUGUGUUUCUAUAGAAGACAAUCUUUAGUUCACUACAACCGUAGACCAUUUUUGAACGGCCAUACUUCAAGCUUAGCCAAACUGAAAAUCAAAAGGGGGAACUAUUUGAAAAGAAACGACUAUUCGAAGGGUGUUGCUGCCUUCGGCCGUUUGAACUUUUCAACCACUGCUGGCGGCAUCGGCUCUACAACUCAGAACGGCUGCUAUGCCCAGCGGUCAACAGAUGUGAUUUACAAAGUACCAUCACAACACCAGCAACCUUACAUUGAGAGGCGUCAAGUUCAAAGAACUCGAAACUUCCACUGCCCUUACUGUGUAAUUUCUUGCAGUAACAGGGGCCAAUUACAGGGUCAUAUCCGAAUACAUACGGGUGAGAGACCGUUUGUGUGUAAAGAACCGGAAUGUGGAAGGGCUUUCAUAAGAAAUGAGGAGUUAACUCGACAUCGUCGUAUCCACACUGGGGAGCGACCCCACAGCUGCAGUGUUUGUCGCAAGGCUUUCACACGCAAAGACCACCUCAGCAAACACAUGAAGACACAUACCUGAUCUCGCCACUCAGACAAACAACCAAGGACGUUUGUACGCAGUGACCUGACUUGCUAAAAAUAGCAACCUAAUCUUCCUCAAAUCACACCUUACAUCUUUUUAAAAAGAAUUCUAGGUAUGGUGUGCGUGUGAAUAAGAUAGGAUGGUCAGAGUUGGAAUGCAUUGUACAAAAGUUUUGCCCGAUCAGAAUAUGGAGCUAAACAACAACAACAGUUAUUGUUUCCUGGGGAUCAUAACUGUAUUGAGAGCGCAGACAGAGAGCCGACUUGGAUAUGUAAUUCGUAUUCUAGGUUCAUUGUAACCAGCGUCAUCUUUUUCACCAACUUUACUUUUCAUCUCAUCCGGACGGAAUGGGGGCAACAAAUUAAGUACCUUGUAUGAACUGAGGUAAAUUAUAUCUAUGUACCUUUACCCUGAUCAAAAAUUUUGUGACGGGAGAAAAAAUAAAUUUUAUAAUAAAUGGGAGUCGUAGGUUGGCAGAAUAGGUUGAAAGGCGGACGCAAAAUUUUGUGGUACUAACUUAUCUCCUUUUACUUUACAUUCUGAGUUCAAAUCCAACUCGAAUUAAUUUGACGCUUUACCCUUCCGAGGUCGAUAAAAUAAGUACCAGUCAAAACUCUCCUUUACGUGUGUGGGAUUGCGUUUAUGUUAGAAGUGAUUAUUACCAUUACUAAAUGAGAGGACGAUGUUUAACAAGCGCAGUCAACCACCGGUGUUGAUUACGUCCUUUGCAUCCCCACUUUUUCACCUUUCGUCCUGUAAAGAAUGUGAAGAUAAGUAUAUAAUCGAUUUGAUCAACUCUUAUUCCCCAAAAUUUGUGGUCGUAGGAAGAGUCAUUUUUCAAUUGAAAACUAACUAUCUUACUCUGUUUACUAUUUUAAUGCCCUUAAAAAAUGUAAAGAUCAGAGCCUAAUAAAAAAAUGCUAUUUUAGUUAAUAAGCAGUUAAUUAUAUUCUUUUAUAUGUUUCAGCCCUGAGGCUGUGGCCCUUGCUGGGGAAUGUAAAAGUAUAUAGAAAUUGCUGAUGGAAGUUGCUAUGUAUUUUUUUAAAUAUUUAUUAAAAGAAGGACUUGUCCUUUAUCUUUUCAAAUCCUCUCACACCAGCGAGAUUGAGCAUAAUUGUCCAAUCCGAAUAUGGUAUUUGCAGGUUAAAGACUCAAAAUAAAAAUUAGAAAUUAGGUGAGAGGAAUCUAGGCUGCUAGCAUAACAGUUUGUAACCCUUAAAGGUUUCCUCAUGGCUUGACGACGUAUUAAACCAGUCUGCAGUACCUAUUUCGAGCUAGAGUCUUUGAGAGCUAACAGUCAGCAACUAUGACUGGUUGCUCGGUACAAACACUGAAUUCUCAUGCGGUUUCUAUAAUUCAACUGAAAGAAAAGAAACCUCGCCUCACUUACACUGAAAAUAUCUAUGAAAUGGGCGUGACAAACCAUAAGAAAACCCAAUAUUUUACGCAUUAAAAAUAGCUAAAUAGUACGGAAUUUAAAACAAAGAUUGUAACAUGUCACCAAUUUGUUUUUUAUUGUUAUUAGAAGACAUCGACCCAACCGACUGCUUUUAGGAGACAUUAAGUAUAAAUAUAAGGCAGCUAUAUUUCUUGACCUGUGUAAUAUUUGAAAUAUGUACUGAUUGGCCAUGGGCGUUGCUAUAAAACAUCAUAAACAUUUCUGUGGUGCUAAAAUAAUAUCACACUCACACACGCAUAUGUUUUUGUAUAUAUAUGUGUGUGUCUGUCUCUGUGUGUAUAUAUAUAUAUAUAU
Messenger RNA from Octopus bimaculoides (California two-spot octopus), 4556 nucleotides. RefSeq lists its product as uncharacterized. Gene Ontology annotation, molecular function: DNA-binding transcription factor activity, RNA polymerase II-specific; RNA polymerase II cis-regulatory region sequence-specific DNA binding. Gene Ontology annotation, biological process: regulation of transcription by RNA polymerase II. The record is from RefSeq and is a predicted model, not a curated record. Lineage: Eukaryota; Metazoa; Mollusca; Cephalopoda; Octopoda; Octopodidae.